Molecule: messenger RNA, 627 nt
Organism: Beauveria bassiana ARSEF 2860
Lineage: Eukaryota; Fungi; Ascomycota; Sordariomycetes; Hypocreales; Cordycipitaceae
Exons: 1
Coding region: 1-627 (208 amino acids)
Source: RefSeq, a predicted model, not a curated record
AUGUCGCGAUACUUUCCGCACACAGCCUACGCAGAGGACCAGCCCCUCGCGCGAACCAUUCUCACCACACACGUCGCCACGCGCGCCGUCACCGUCGGCACGCUCCUCGGCGUCGCCGCGACCAGCGCGCGCACCGUAAUCCCCGCGCUACGACGACCCAAGAUCGAGCAGCAGCAGCAGCAGCAGCAGCAGCCCUUUGCGGCGCGGCUGCUACGGUCCUGCGCGGGCAGCAUCCUAGCCACGCUGGGCGUGGCGGGGGUCGGGCUUGUCGUCCGGAUGUGGGGCCGAGACGACAUUGAGUGGCGGGACCGUAGCUGGCGGCUGCUGGAGAGCAAGGGACAGCUGGAGACGGACGACUGGACAUAUGGCGGCAUGGGCGCGGCGGCGGCGACGUCGGCGCUGGUGAUGGUCAAGGCAAAGGCAAAGACGGGGGCGGGGGCGGGGGCGGGGGCGAGGAAGAAGACGCCGCCGCCGGCGGUGUUGGUGCUGGGGUGGAGGGGGCUGGUGGGCGCGGCGGGGUUGGGGAGCGUGGGCGGCAUGAUGGGGUAUCUGGGAUGGAGGUAUGGAGUGAAUGGGGGCAAGUUUCCGGAGAAGCUGCCGAGGAAGGAGGAGAGGAUUGGGAUGUAG